Andrographis paniculata is the source of this 1393-nucleotide messenger RNA. Its product is annotated as cytochrome b561 domain-containing protein At4g18260-like. NCBI's taxonomy places the organism in Eukaryota, Viridiplantae, Streptophyta, Magnoliopsida, Lamiales, Acanthaceae. Gene Ontology annotation, molecular function: transmembrane monodehydroascorbate reductase activity. The record is from RefSeq and is a predicted model, not a curated record. The coding region runs from base 181 to 1029 and encodes 282 amino acids. The transcript has 4 exons.
AACAUAUUCUACUACUACUUUUAAAUUUCCUUGUCAGAUAAAUCUUUGUUUUCUAUAUCAUAGAGAUCAAAAGAAAGAAAAGGGAUACAUUGCCUUGGCAAUAAUGAACUUUGUAGCUCAUCAAAGAAAUGUAUAUAUAAAGCACUUUUGCAGCAAGUUUUCAAUGGACAAUGGCUUGAUAUGCUCUUUUUGCUCAUUAUGUUUAUAGGGUUUUUUCUUUUUAUGUGUUGGCAAGGCAUAGGAUUCUCCAACAAGAUGAGAGACAUGUUAGUUUCGAAAAAAUUGGCUGCGGUCGCCAUUUUUGUAGGGAUCGUUGUCCUUAAUCCUAUCGCGCCGGUUGGUUCAGUUGAUGAGGAUACGCCGGUGGUGGCGAAAAUCAACUCAGGCAAUAAAGACAAGAUUAUGAUCAGUUCUCAACUCUCUUUCGAGAUCAAACUCCAUGGAUUUCUUUGGUGGGCUUCGGUUGGUUUGCUAAUGCCGGCUGGAAUACUUGUGAAGAGGAUAUUGAACAAUGAGGCAUCCGGCCGCAGGCUUAAAAUUGUAUUCUAUGUUCAUGCUUUCAUGGAGAUUUCAGCAGUUCUAAUUGGAACAGCAGCUGCUGCAAUGUCGAUAAAAUACUUCGACAACACAUUCAACAAUGGCCACCAGAGAAUAGGGUUGGUGUUCUAUCUUGUAAUGUGGCUCCAAUUACUGACCGCCAUUUUCAGACCAAAAAGAGGAAGCAAAGGCAGAAGUAUGUGGUUCUUCCUUCACUGGCUACUUGGAAUAGCUGUUCCAUUAUUGGGAGUGAUCAAUAUCUACACUGGCUUACAAGCCUACCAUGGAAGAACGUCGAAGAAUGUCGGCAUUUGGACAAUCAUAUUUACUGUCCAGAUAUCUAUCCUGCUCUUUUUCUACCUCCUACAAGACAAAUGGCCUUACAUACAAAAACAAGGCAUGAUUCUCAGAAACGAUCCUGUAUCGCCAACCGAUCAUGAGAUGUCGUCACCACACCGGCAAAAAGAAGCUCGAAAUGGUGAAUCUUGUUGAGGAAUGAAUAUGUAUGUGUACAUAUCGAUUGAUACAUUAUUUUUGAUUCUUUACAAAGAUUAAUUUAUGCGGAUCAGGGUGAUCAUAGGGUACAAGUUUAUGGGAUUUGGAUCAUUUUCAUCUUCAAAUUUGUAAAGUUAUUGUCAUCUUCAAAUAUCAUUAAAAGUUUAUGAAAUCAUCAUAAAGUUAAAUGUUGACUACUGUUUCCUUUCAAUGCUUUCUUGUAAAUUCAUAAAUUCAAUAACAUUUAGAUAUCUUUGCGGAGUUUCUUACCACCUUAGACUUUACAAACAGUAAAAGGUAUAAUAAUAAGACUGUAUUUUCUAACCUACUCUAUGUAUUUCCUAUAUAUAUGAAGUAUGUA